AUGGGCGGUAAGUUUUCAAGUUGGUCAUUGUUUUAUCCCCUCCAGCUGAUUCUUUUUAGUUCUCUGAAAUGGACACAGAGCCAACUCUUCUUGAAGAGUUGGAUGCUCCGUCAGCGGCAAAGCAUCAAUUCAUGGAACACUUUUGUCAGAGUGAAGCAUAUGGAAGCCAACGAAGGUUGUGAAAGGGGUGAUAGGAUCAAUCUCACCAAGUUCAUUGCUGAAAACAGGGAUGAGCUUGUUCGUGAGCACUCACAGCUGACGCCGGCAGAGAAACAAGCCCUCAACGCAGAAGUUGUUGAAGCGAGGCAACGAAAAAGUCAGGCAGCACGCACUAACCCCAAGGCUACUCGACACGAUAUGAAUGUGACAUUUAUGUCCAUGGACCAUGAAUGGAUGGCACUUUGUGCUCGAAUGGGUGCUGAAGGCUUCUACAUGGCUGUUUGUGGCAGUAUCAAAGACCUCUCUGAACCGAAGAUUUUUUUCACACAGAAGGCAGAAAAAUUUGUCCAAGAUGUUUUGAAGGUAGAACCUCAUCAUCUUGGUCUCAAGCUCGAGUCAUUCAUUGUCAGCGGCCUCAAUGAACACAUGAUAACUACUCGUCCACCUCCAUUGAACAAACUCGUCAGUGACUGCCAUACAUUGAUUCAGGAGGAACUUGAGGCAAUUGCCUUGGAGAACAACAUUAAGGGCAAGGUUGAGAUGAAUUACACUAACUAUGAAUGA
Molecule: messenger RNA, 723 nt
Organism: Suillus paluster
Lineage: Eukaryota; Fungi; Basidiomycota; Agaricomycetes; Boletales; Suillaceae
Exons: 5
Coding region: 1-723 (240 amino acids)
Source: RefSeq, a predicted model, not a curated record